Salvelinus sp. IW2-2015 is the source of this 1085-nucleotide messenger RNA. RefSeq names its product KH domain-containing, RNA-binding, signal transduction-associated protein 3-like. NCBI's taxonomy places the organism in Eukaryota, Metazoa, Chordata, Actinopteri, Salmoniformes, Salmonidae. Gene Ontology annotation, molecular function: mRNA binding. The record is from RefSeq and is a predicted model, not a curated record. Gene Ontology annotation, cellular component: nucleus. Gene Ontology annotation, biological process: regulation of alternative mRNA splicing, via spliceosome.
ACGUUCCGGGGGAGCUUCAAAGAUCUUGUUUACAGAACGCAGAGAGCCUCUAGUUCGGCGGUGUUGCAUGUGAGGGGUCUGCACGGUGACGGUGAACAUAUAGGCUAGUAUACCGAUGGGAUAACGGAAUUCCUACCAGAGACACCCGCGCACAGACAGUUUUUGGUCGAUGUUACAGCUUUGAAGUACUUCUGCGAUGUUGUUAUAGUGACUGCAAAUGACAUUGCCGCAUUCCUUUUCUUUUUUAAAAGAAUUUACCGCUGAUAGUUUCGGUGAGGGCAGGUGUUGGGAAUAAGGCGAGGUUUUUGAAUUGUAUCGCUUCUGAAUCAUUUUGUGGACGGCGUGGACCAAAGGCACGGGACGAGAUGGAUACCGAAAAGUACUUACCGGAGCUGAUGGCGGAGAAGGACAAACUGGACCCCACGUUUCAUCACUCUCUACGAUUACUAGAUCAAGAAAUUGAACAAUUACAAAAAGAUGAAGGAAAAGAAGAAAAAGAAGAGGAGAAGUUCAUCGAUGUUGUCAUCAACAAGAACAUGAAGCUGGGCCAGAAAGUGUUAAUACCCGUCAAACAGUUUCCCAAAUUUAACUUUGUGGGCAAACUGCUGGGUCCACGCGGGAACUCACUAAAGAGACUACAGGAAGUCACGCUCACUAAGAUGUCCAUUCUGGGGAAAGGGUCAAUGAGAGACAAAGAGAAGGAGGAAGAGCUACGGAAGAGUGGAGAAGCCAAAUAUCAGCACCUGAACGAGGACCUCCAUGUCCUCAUAGAAGUGUUCGCUCCACCUGCAGAGGCCUACAACAGGAUGGGUCACGCACUGGAGGAGAUCAAGAAGUUCCUCAUACCUGAUUACAAUGAUGAGAUCCGACAGGCGCAGCUGCAGGAGCUGACGUACCUGAAUGGUGGCUCGGAGGAUGCCAAGGUGCCAGCGGUGAGGGGCAAGCUGCCUGUAGCACGGGGUAGAGGGACACCUGCCCCAGGACCCAUCAGGAGUCGAGGAGGUGUGCCCCCUCCCCACGCAGCCGUCCCCCGUGGAGCAGCACCGAGAGGGGCACCCCCCAGCCUGUCUCUUAUACACAUCUAG